CUAAUAGACAGUCGUCGAACGGUUAAGUUUCUCAACGCUGCUCCGUAAUCGCACACGAAACAUGGACAAUAUGGCCAAUUUAACAACGUUUUUUAUGUGCCGUCGGUGUUAAAGAUGAUCCGCGUAAACUUUAUAUGUUUGUGAAAUAUGUUUCAGGCAGAUAACGAUAUGGCGGACGCGUCAAAGCCCAACAGACGAUUUUCGAUGCCGAUCAAUUUACCUCCUCCCCAACAGAGGAGGAUGUCCGUUCGGAGCUUUUACUGGGUUAUGGUUAAUCCUCUGAUCGAGGAGGGUGAUCGCGGCCUUUCAGAAAUGACCGCGUCCCUCGGAGCAGGUGGCGACAGUGGCGGCGAUGCCAAUAACCACAACCACGACGGUACGAACAACCGCAACGACGUCUACACGGUUUCAGUAACCGGAGCGUACGAUAACAAAGCUUUCAAAGGCGAUAGCAACAAUGCAGAACCAAAGAAACCACCUCGGGAGAUUUCCGACGAAGAAGCCUUCCAGCAGGGUAAAUUCAAAUUGUCCACCAAAGAGAAAUGGCGGAUACUCAAGAACAUUUCGGCCAUAUCGUGCGCCUUUAUGAUCCAAUUCACGGCUUUCCAAGGAACGGCGAACCUCCAAAGUAGUAUAAACGCAAAGGACGGUCUCGGUACUGUUUCUCUCAGUGCAAUCUACGCGGCACUGGUAGUGAGUUGCAUAUUCGUUCCUACUUUCCUCAUUAAAAAACUCACCGUUAAGUGGACAUUAUGUUUUUCGUUGUUAUGUUAUGCACCGUACAUCGCCGCUCAAUUUUACCCCAGAUUCUAUACGCUAAUACCCGCCGGUAUACUAGUCGGUAUCGGCGCCGCCCCCAUGUGGGCUUCGAAGGCCACGUAUUUAACCCAAGCCGCCGGCGUUUACGCCAAGCUCACCGAUCAAGCGGUUGACGGAAUUAUCGUCCGGUUCUUCGGAUUCUUCUUUUUGGCUUGGCAAACCGCUGAGCUCUGGGGUAAUCUCAUCUCAUCACUAGUAUUGAGUAAUCCACACGGAGGUGGAGGAUCUCACAGCACAAACAGCACGCCCGACUACAGUUUGUGCGGUGCUAAUUUCUGCGUUAAUACCAUCAACAGCAACGACAACUUGGAAAGGCCCGCCGAUAAAGAAAUCUACGAAAUAUCCGCGAUAUACCUGGCUUGCAUCGUAGCCGCUGUUAUCAUCAUCGCCGUUGUGGUAGAUCCGCUUACAAGAUACGGCGAAAAGCAGGGUAGACGGGCCAGCCAGCCCGAACUGAGCGGCAUCCAAUUGCUAUCGGCUACAGCCUACCAACUGAAGAAACCCUACCAGCAGCUACUCAUCCCCAUGACGGUAUGGAUCGGCAUGGAGCAAGCCUUCAUCGGGGCCGACUUCACCCAGGCGUACGUCUCCUGCGCCCUCGGCAUCCCCUCGGUUGGGUACGUGAUGAUUUGCUUCGGUUGCGUCAACGCCGUCUGCAGUCUGCUCUUCGGCUCGAUCAUGAAGUACGUCGGCAGGGCGCCCAUCAUGGGCCUGGGCGUCCUGGUGCACGGCGGUCUGCAGACGUGGAUGUUGAUUUGGAGGCCCCAUCCCGACACGCCUUUCAAAUUCUUCAUGGCGGCCGGUCUGUGGGGCGUCGGAGACGCCGUCUGGCAAACCCAAGUAAACGGUCUUUACGGUACCCUCUUCAGGCGCAACAAAGAGGCGGCUUUCUCCAACUACCGUCUUUGGGAGAGCGUGGGCUUCGUCAUCGCCUACGCCUAUUCGACGCACAUUUGCGCCCGAAUGAAGCUCUACGUGCAACUCACCGUUCUUAUAGUGGGUUUCCUGCUGUACGUCAUCGUCGAAAUCCACCAUCUCCACAAGAUCAGAAGGCAGAAGGAGAAAGAACGAAAGGCAGCCGAGGCAGCUAAAAGGAAGGAAAUCCUUCCACAGGAGCCGGAAGAGACCGACGACGAGAAGGACGAUAUCGACGACGAGAUUAUUGUUACGCAUUUGUAAAUUAGGCAUUCCAAAUAAAUCUUGUGGAUUAGCCAAAAAUUAAUGAAAGGGACCAGUAUGGAUAUUAUUGCCUCAUUUUUUAUAUGUUAUGCGAAACUGGAUGAAAAACGCAAUCAAUUUAUUCGGAUCGUAAUUGAUGUUUUGCACUGCGACGAAAAUGGAUUAUCGAUGUUGAUUGCCGAGCUCGAAUAUCUAGCCCGUUUUAGUUGAAUAUUAUGCGUGUUUUACAAAUUAGUAAAAGAUGAAGCAAUCAAUUAUUAAACUAGGAAAAAGAAAUUAAUUAUUGUAUGCGCCUAUCUAAAAAAAACCAGUUCGUUAGUGUUGAUUGUGAAACUCAUUUUAAAUUUAUUAAUUUUUUAUGCAGAAUUUUCUCGGGAAUAAAAAGUGUUAGUAUUUACACGUCCUCCAAAGUUCCUAUAUUUUUUUAAUCGCAGAUUUUAUAACUGUUAUGGCUGACCUUACUGAACAUUCUUAAUGCCAGCUAUUUAACAAAGCUUUUAAUUAAUAAGAACAUAUUACCAUAAUCAAUAGUUUUCUAUAUUAUAUAUUAAAUGCUUAAAUAACUUGUUCAAAGUCUUACAUAUUCAAGAAUUUUCAAUAUUUAAUGACUUGUUGAAAUUUUUUCAUUUUUCGCAAGCUUUUUAUUCGCGAGAAAAUGCAAAUAUUUUUGUUUCUCGAACUAUUUUAACAAUGAAUAGGGUAAAGAGAUUUCUUAAAACAAUGCUUUUUUGAGAUCUCGGAAAAUUUGUAAACUUAUUUUUGUUUCCCAACAUUAUUUAUAUAUUUUAUUUUCUGAUAAUUUUAGAUGAUGUACAGUAAUAAUAUAGAUACGUUUGUUAGAUUGUAUAAAAUAGAAAUAUAAGUAUUCAAAUUGUAUAAAUAAUCAGUAUUCCAAAAGCAAUACUAUAGAAAUAAAAAAAUUUAAAUUAUUUUUUGUUGAUGUAAUUUUUAAGUUCCUCUUCAUUUUAUUUAGAAUCAUACUGACCUAUAGUCUUGAA
This is a messenger RNA of Phyllotreta striolata, 2996 nucleotides long. NCBI's taxonomy places the organism in Eukaryota, Metazoa, Arthropoda, Insecta, Coleoptera, Chrysomelidae. The record is from the annotation of a GenBank genome assembly.